AUGCGUAAAAUCUGCGGGUAUACCGGAUUGGAAGUUUACAGGUGGUUAAGGGGAAGUCUUAUUGAGGCCAACGGAGGUAUGGGUGGAUUAGGGAUGGAGGGACGCUUUUGGCACUUUGCUCUACGAAUGUACAAGAGCGGUAUCAUGGCGGCAGAGGAACUCUCGAACGAGGGGGAUGCUUUUAGCAAGUUUCACUCUUCUGCGAAGCAUUCGGCAGACAUCACGGCAGCGGAUGAGCUCUGGCAGAAGCCACCUUAUGAGACACAUAUCCGAUACGUUCUCAACCCUCCGCAUUAUCGAUUACAAACUAUACAUUGGGGAAAUAGACUUUGCAGGCUGUGCUUUGCGUAUAAUGGCAGCGACAAUGACACUGUCUAUACGGCUCGAGAGGAUGGAUGCGCGUAUCGGUCUACAAUAGGAUACAAGGCAGCUGGCAAUGGAGAUACCGGGAUAUUGAGACUGACAUCUUGUAUCUGGGAAAGCAUGAAACCUUCGAAACCAGACUACUCGGCCCCAAAAGCUUAUAGAGUUAUCGCUUUACUAAAUUGCCUAGGCAAGAUAAGUGAAAGAAUUCUGGCUCAAAGGCUUAGCUACUUAGCGGAGACUACGCAAUUACUUCAUUACUCUCAAAUGGGUGGAAGACAAAAGAAAUCAGCCAUCGAUACAGCAAUCUUACUCACUACCGAAAUCGGAAAUGAUAUAGCUUUGACUACAUUCUCAACAUCCUGGAAAAACAACAUCAUCUCCCUCGAAAGAGCAACUAAACAAAUAUAUGCUCUGGGCAAAGAAAAUGCUAUUCAAUUUGAUCUAGCGAAGACAGAACUAAUACACUUCUCUACAUCCAAAGAUACGAAGACAGCCUCAAUCAAGCUUCCGAACGAGGAGAUAAUUCAACCCUCAACAUUAGUCAGAUGGCUAGGCAUAUGGUUCGACCCUGGCCUCAGUUUCAAACAACAUGUCACAAUCCGAGCUACCCAGGCUAAAACCUCAUUCUACCGAAUGGCUAGACUUGCUAAUUCUGAAAAAGGCCUUAAUCCCAAGGCAAUGAGACAGCUCUAUAUGGCAUGCGUCACUAGUAUAGCUGACUACGGUUCAAUUUUAUGGUGGAAAGAGCAAAACCAAAUCAAGAAAACCCUUCAAUCCUUGCAAAACCUCGCCCUUCGAAAAAUCCUAGGAGUAUUCAAAACCUCACCAAUAAAACCAAUGGAAAUAGAAGCUGCAUUGUGCCCUCCAGAAGUACGGCUAAAUGCUGGAAUCAAACAAUACGCCUUCAGAUUAUUGAAAAUCUCGCCCUCUCAUCCUAUCAAUUUAAUAGCUACAAAACUGGUUACAGAAAAGGAGAAUCAAGAUGUAGUUGCAACCCCUCGAAGAAAGCAAUUGAAACCUACUCAACUCGAAAAGAUCAAAAAUUCAAUCCAGAAAGACUUCGAUCCCCUCACUUUGGAAAGAAUCCAUCAUUUCUACUUCUAUUGGGUUUAUUGA
Messenger RNA from Sclerotinia sclerotiorum 1980 UF-70, 1482 nucleotides. RefSeq lists its product as hypothetical. The record is from RefSeq and is a predicted model, not a curated record. The transcript is spliced from 6 exons. The coding region runs from base 1 to 1482 and encodes 493 amino acids. NCBI's taxonomy places the organism in Eukaryota, Fungi, Ascomycota, Leotiomycetes, Helotiales, Sclerotiniaceae.